CCCGAGUUGGCAACCCUGCCCCGCAUAUACAGUGGCAGUAGACAAGUUUUAGAUGAUCAAUGGAGAGACUUAGAUGUGAUUGCUAUACCACCCGAGAUUAAGGACAGUAGUGACAUGUGGACGUUUAUACAGAACUAGGGGAACUUGAGGACGGUGAGGAGAUAAAACAUACAGAAACAAGACCAACGUAUAUAUCACCUGUAACCUACGGUCCUCUUCAGCAGUGUGACAAGAACAAUUACAGAGGAUGUUUUAUAGAGGCAUGAAGUAACACGACCAGGCAGCUGACCGUGGCCAGUGUCAGGUCUUAAGCGCUCAGGAUCAUGGAUGAUUCUGAAGCCCAGGAAAGAGAACAUUUUCAGCGAAUUGUUCGUGCAUUCAAAUCUUACAGGCACCACACCCUCAAGAAGGUGACUGAUAAGGAAGGCUACAUAAAAUCUCUGCCACCACACCAUCAGUCUCUUCUAGAGUCAUACAAAAAUCAUCUGGGACAACAAAGUAUUUGCAUUGAACAUAAUGCUGAAAUUAUAAACUUGAUCAUUAAAGAUGUAGAAAAUAUGUUUGAGAAUGUGCAGCAUGAUCCACUGAAAAUAGAUGAUGCACAUGGUAACAGCCUGUUGACGUCAGACAUUGAGAAAGUUCAGUCAACAAUCAGGCAAAUUGUUCGGGAUUGGUCACCUUCUGGAGAGCAAGAGAGGGACCAGUGCUAUGGACCAAUCAUCCAACAGAUUGGAAUUCUCUUUCCCGAAGAUAAAGUGUGUGCUCAGGAUGUCAAUAUACUAGUGCCAGGAGCUGGACUGGGCCGCCUGGCGUACGAGCUUGCAAGACGAGGAUAUGCUUGCCAAGGAAAUGAAUUCAGUCUAUUUAUGCUGUUUGCAUCAAACUUUGUCCUUAACAAAUGUCGCGGGCUGAACAGUUUACGCGUGUACCCGUGGGUUCAUGUGGGCAGCAACAGACUCAGCAACGCAGACCAGCUCCAAGCAGCCACCUUCCCAGACAUGGAUCCUUCUGACCUGCCACCAAGCUCACAGUUUACCAUGGCUGCUGGAGACUUCUUGGAGAUUUACACUGAGGAUGGAGUCUGGGAUUGUGUCGCCACUUGUUUCUUCAUCGACUGUUCAAAUAACAUUGUGGCUUUUAUUGAGACAAUAUACAAAAUUCUAAAACCUGGUGGAUACUGGGUGAACUUGGGUCCACUACUGUACCACUUUGCUGACCAGCCUGGAGAGCUGUCUAUUGAGCCCAGCUACGACGAGGUCAAGAGUAUUGUCUCGGGCAUCGGCUUUAAGAUUACUGUUGAAGAAAGGGGAAUACAAACAGCCUACACACAGAACCUUGAGUCAAUGCUCAAUUAUGAAUACCAGAGUGUAUUCUUUGUAGCUCACAAGCCAUUUUGAUGAUUCUCUUGUUUGGGUGAGAUUAUGUUUAUUUACAAUGGUCAGAUACUUGUUUGGUCUGAUUUUACUGUUAUGAGACAGUAGAGUAUAUAGUUUUGGUAUCAGUUUUCUCUUGUCUUGUUUUUAGACUCACUACAGUAUCUUAUUAUUUCAAAUGUAAUUUUCAACAAUUGGUGUUGUUUUUAUUGGUUAACUAUGUUAGUAGAUAAUAAAUAGUACUGUAGUAAGUAAAACUAUGGAUGUCAUGUAAGGUACUACAGUACAGUACAGUACUGUGUUAGUGGACGUUGUUAUCCAGGGACAGUCAUCAAACAAAGUGGAAAUCUUGUUGUAUUUUCAUAUACAUUUGUUGUAAUAGUUCUGAUCUUUCCUGAAUUUUGCAAUAUAUCUUUAUGUAUCUUAUUCAUUACUUAGUUUUGUUUUAAAAAAUGUAUUAGUGCAUUAUUGAUAUACUGUACGUUUUCUGUGUCGUGUGUAUUUCUAAAACAUUGAAAAAAUCAGUAAACACUUAAUUUCUACUGCUUUUUUUUUCUUUUUUGUGGUUUUGCUUAAACAUUUUCCGUUAAUUUUGAUCAUUAGUUUAUGCAUUGUAUAAAUUCCAUUAUACACGGUUCAGCAUCACAAUGGAUAAUGGCCAUAGACUGAGUAAAUACUCUCAGUUCAUUCCCGUUAUCUUCACACAAGUCACCAAUCCAUGUAACUUUCCAGGAUAUUCAAACUCAAUAAGUACAUUAAACUACAAUACAUAUAUUCAUAGACAAUGAUGAAAAAAAAUUAGAAAAGUAAAUAUUAAACUUACAAAUUAUACACAAAGAAGGAUAUGACUUCUGGGACUUGUAGAAAUGCACCUCUGAGCAUAAUCAUAAUAAAAUAUAUCUUUUA
Molecule: messenger RNA, 2279 nt
Organism: Homarus americanus (American lobster)
Lineage: Eukaryota; Metazoa; Arthropoda; Malacostraca; Decapoda; Nephropidae
Product: carnosine N-methyltransferase-like
Exons: 10
Coding region: 324-1397 (357 amino acids)
Molecular function (GO): S-adenosylmethionine-dependent methyltransferase activity
Source: RefSeq, a predicted model, not a curated record